GAGAUUUAUAUAUGUUUAUAUAAUCAAAAAGUAAAAAUAAAAAAAUAAAAUAAAAUAAAAAAUUUACAUAUGUUUGUUAUACAUGCUCCUUGGCUUAUAUUGUACAGAGCAUCAUGUGAAUUUUCCUUCACACACUCAACUAUGUGAAAAACUACACACCUGGUAACAACAGCAUCAAUGGCGACGAAACCAAGAACCGUCACCUUCCUGCAUUUCCUCUUCCUCGCAAUUUCCUUACAACCCCAUUACUCAAACCAGCUGCAGCAAUCCCAGUACGAAACCCUCGCGAGAAUCAAGCAGCAGCUCAACUUCCCACAAGAGCUCACCACCUGGACCGACAACGCCGACUUCUGCAACCACGCGCCGUCGCAGAUCCUCACCCUCGUCUGCUACGAAGACAACAUCACCCAGCUCCACCUCACCGGCGACAACCAACACCGGUUCCCCCAUUUCAGCGACGACUUCUCGACAAACUCCUUCUUCUCCAACAUCGCCGCCCUCCCAAACCUGAAAGUUUUGUCGCUAGUUUCGUUAGGGCUGAAUGGCCCUCUGCCUCCGUCCGUCGCUAAUUUUUCGUCGCUGGAAAUACUGAACGUGAGCUCCAACUCAUUCAACGGCUCGAUCCCGACGGAAAUUUCGUCGCUAAAAAACCUCCAAACGCUGAUACUCGACGACAAUGGCUUCACCGGCGAACUCCCCGGCUGGCUUUCUUCUUCUCUUCCGUCGCUGAGUGUUUUGAGCAUCAAGAACAACUCACUCGCCGGUUCUUUUCCGUACGGAUUAUCGGCUAUGGCGAAUCUUCGAACACUUGUUCUCUCUGCAAAUAAUCUCACCGGACAAGUGCCGGAGCUUCGUAACUUAACGAAUCUUCAGAUUCUUGAUUUGGAAGACAACAACCUCGGACCUCAGUUUCCUAGUUUGCCGACAAAGCUGGUUUCCUUAGUCCUGAAAAACAACAAGUUCCAUUCCGUAGUAUCCCAUGAACUGAGCUCCUGCUACCAGCUUCAGAAGCUGGACCUCUCGUCGAACGAGCUCGUCGGCCCGUUUCCGUAUUCGCUCCUGUCGCUAAAUUCCCUCACUUACUUAAACAUCGGUGGCAACAAAUUCAGCGGGAAGCUCUCAAAACAGAGCAUCUCUUGCAGUGCACAGCUAGUGUUUGUGAAUAUGUCCGAGAAUCGUUUGACCGGCGAUUUGCCCGAUUGUCUCACAUCAUCCGAUGGAGGGAUCGUCUCUAUGUACGAUGGCAAUUGUUUUUCGAGUCGAUACGGAAACCAGCACCCUUUGUCUUACUGUCAUAGUGAAGCUCUUGCUGUGGGGAUUUCGCCGAAGAAAACGGAGGAGAAAAGGGCGUCGUCGAACGGUAAAGCGGUUCUUGCUUCGAGUAUGGUUGGAGGGGUUGUUGGGGCGGUUGCGCUUUUCGGGCUUGCAUUCAUAUUCGUGAAGAGGGAAUAUACGAAACAGAAUCAGCUGAUUGUUGGUAAAGUUCCGCUCACGAGAUUGAUAGUCGAUAAGGCCUCGCCUUCGUACACACUUCAGCUGCUCAAGGAUGCUAGGUAUAUAUCAGAAACGAUGAAAAUGGGAGCACUUGGAAUUCCACCUUAUAGAACCUUCGUUCUCGAUGAAAUUAAGGAGGCGACUAAUAACUUCAAUCAUUCGAAUCUUAUCGGUGAAGGUUCUAAUGGACAGGUGUACAAAGGAUGGCUGACAGACGGAACAGUUGUCGCCAUAACAAGCUUGAAAAUGAGAAGACGACACGGAAUCCACACUUACACUAACCAACUCGAGUUGAUUUCAAAACUUCGGCAUUGUCAUCUCGUCAGUGCAAUUGGCCACUGCUUUGAGUGCUUUCAAGACGAUUCGUCGUGUGUUAGUCGAUUUUUUCAUGUCUUCGAGUACGUGCCAAACGGGACCCUCCGCUCGUUUAUAUCAGAUGGAAAAUCGGGACAGAAGUUUACGUGGACACAAAGAAUAGCAGCUGGCAUUGGAAUAGCAAAGGGUGUCCAGUUUCUUCAUAACGGAAUAAUACCUGGAAUAUACUCUAAUCGUCUGAAAAUUACGGAUAUUCUGCUUGACCAUAAUCUCCUCGUCAAAAUUAGCAAAUACAAUGUACCUCUGCUGACGGAGAAUAGAAAUUCGAACGAGAUGCAAAUUCUAUUACGCGGAUCGAAGGAAAAAUUUGGAUCGAUGCUGAGUUGUGAGGAGAAAAACGAUAUCUACGACUUCGGAGUAAUUUUACUCGAAAUCAUUGUCGGAAGGACAAUCAUCUCUUCGAACGACGUUAACGUGUCCAAAGAUAUUCUGUCAGUGAGCCUAGCAGCAGAUAGUAUAGCUCGACGGAGUAUAAUAGAUCCGGCGGUACACAAGGAAUGCUCGGACGAUUCACUAAAGACUCUAAUAGAGCUCUGCUUAAGAUGUCUGUCGAACGAGCCUUCCGAGAGGCCUUCGAUCGAAGAUGUGAUAUGGAACUUGCAGUUUGCUGCUCAGGUUCAGGACACGUGGCAUCUAGGCUCCUCCAGUAAUGGAAACUCUCCGGUUCAUGCAGUUUGACUUGUACAAUUAAUUUUGAUCAUAAUAAUUGUAUUACAUUAGACUAUGUUAUAAAAUUGCAAUGGAUGUGUAUAUAUAUGGAUGGUUUAUGUUUUCUUUUUGCCGCUGAAUGUCGUAUAUGUUUUUUGUUG
This is a messenger RNA of Erythranthe guttata (spotted monkey flower), 2678 nucleotides long. RefSeq names its product putative inactive leucine-rich repeat receptor-like protein kinase At3g03770. Gene Ontology annotation, molecular function: protein binding; ATP binding; protein kinase activity. The record is from RefSeq and is a predicted model, not a curated record. Gene Ontology annotation, biological process: protein phosphorylation. Lineage: Eukaryota; Viridiplantae; Streptophyta; Magnoliopsida; Lamiales; Phrymaceae.